CCGAUGGAGGCUGUCUGAGAAGUGACCACUCAGCCCUCCCUACAUCUCAUCUCUCUCCAACUCCACCACUUCAACUCAAAUUUACCAUUCUACCCUUCUUCUCACUGUAAGCCACACACUAGAAACACACUGACAAUGGAACUCAGAAGAAGCUGCAUUGUGAUGUUGUACACUCUGUUAGUAGUAGUGAACAUAGCUGAAGAAACUUGUGCAUCAAUGGCUUUCAAGAAUGUAACCCUACAAGGCCAACACCCUUCCCCUGAGCUUGUUGCUCAAGAUCUUCAAAGGAGGGUAAAUGUGUCAAUAACAAGAAGAGAAAUGCUAUCAUACGCCAACGAGGACACAACAACCAACUGCCUCACCGGAAACCCCAUCGACGACUGCUGGCGUUGCGACCCCAACUGGCACCUCAACCGCCAACGUCUCGCCGACUGCGGCAUAGGCUUCGGCCAAUACGCCUUAGGCGGCAAAGGCGGCCGUUACUACGUCGUCACCGACUCCUCCGACCACGACGCCGUCAACCCCCGUCCAGGCACUCUCCGGUGGGCUGUCAUCCAAACUGAACCCCUCUGGAUCGUCUUCCCCACCAACAUGCACAUCCAACUCUCACAAGAACUCAUCUUCAACAGCUUCAAAACCGUCGACGGCCGUGGCGCCAACGUCCACAUCACCGGCGGGGGCUGCAUUACUCUCCAGUACAUCACCAACGUCAUCAUCCAUAACAUCCACAUCCACCAUUGUUACGAGUCCGGCAACACCAAUGUCCGGUCAAGCCCAACGCAUUACGGGUACAGAACAAAAUCCGACGGCGAUGGGAUUUCCAUAUUCGGGUCUCGUGAUCUUUGGAUUGAUCACUGCUCGUUGUCGCAUUGUAAAGACGGGUUGAUAGACGCCGUCAUGGGGUCCACCGGAAUCACCAUAUCCAACAACUUCUUCUCGCAUCACGACGAGGUAAUGCUGUUAGGACACAGCGAUGAUUACUUGCCGGAUUCCGGCAUGCAGGUGACCAUCGCUUUCAAUCACUUCGGAGAAAAGUUGGUGCAGAGAAUGCCCCGGUGCCGGAGAGGGUAUAUUCACGUCGUUAACAAUGUGUAUUCCCGGUGGGAAAUGUACGCUAUCGGAGGUAGUGGAAAUCCGACGAUCAACAGUCAAGGAAACCGGUAUACUGCUCCGGCGAAUCCUAACGCCAAGGAGGUGACGAAGAGGGUGGAAACAGCACAGGAGCAUUGGAGAGGGUGGAAUUGGAGGAGUGAGGGAGAUAUUCUGGUGAACGGAGCUUUCUUUGUGGCUUCCGGCGAAGGGUUAGAGCUCAAGUAUGAGAAAGCUUACAGUGUCGAGCCUAAAUCCGCCGGAUUGAUCGACCAACUCACCAUGAACUCCGGCGUGCUUGGUAGCAGGAGCAAUAAGCUUGGGAAGUGGACUGAUGGGAAUGGAGAUGCUGAAGUAGGCAUAGAUGGUGGCGAAAAUGACUAUGGUGAAGAUAGUGAUGGCUCCUUUCGACUGAAUUCAUUUACCUUGAUUUCAUCUCUUUUUAUUGCAAUGUUAUCGUUCAUGAUUUCAUGCUCAAUUUGUGAUUCAAUCAUGUUAUUGUGACAACAAAACAUUUGGGAAAAAGUUCUCCAAAUUGAUUUUGAAUCUUCAAGAAAUUUCAGUUUCUAUUUCUCCUUUGA
This is a messenger RNA of Lactuca sativa (garden lettuce), 1670 nucleotides long. RefSeq names its product Pectin lyase-like superfamily protein. The record is from RefSeq and is a predicted model, not a curated record. Gene Ontology annotation, molecular function: pectate lyase activity. NCBI's taxonomy places the organism in Eukaryota, Viridiplantae, Streptophyta, Magnoliopsida, Asterales, Asteraceae.